AUGUUCGAAGCUCGGCUUAACCAGGCUGAUAUAUGGAAGAAAGUGGUUGAGGCUAUCAAGGACUUGGUGCAGGAGGCAACUCUUGACUGCACUGAAAAUGGAAUCAGUUUACAAGCUAUGGAUAAUGCACACGUCAGUCUGGUUUCCUUGCUUCUUCGGAGUGACGGGUUCGAGACCUAUCGUUGUGACCGAAACCUGUCUCUCGGUCUGAACAUUACCAGGUUAUUUGAGUUUUACUGCUACAUCGAAAAUUCUCAAAUGUGCCAACGCGACAGAUCUGAUACGUUAACCCUUGUUUUUGAAUCGCGGCUAACGUUCGCAGACCAGGAGAAAGUUUCUGAAUUCGAGAUCAAGCUAAUGGAUCUGGAUGUUGACCACUUGGGGAUACCGGAUACUGAUUACAAAUGUGUCAUAAAAAUGCCCUCUUCUGAACUACAACGAAUUUGCCGUGAUCUAAGUCAGAUUGGUGACUCCGUUGUCAUAUCUGUCGCCAAAGACGGAGUGAGUUUUAGUUCCACCGGAGAUCUCGGUACGGGUAACAUAAAAUUGAUGCAAUCAGCCAACGCCGACAAACCCGAGGAAGCUGUUUCCAUCGAGAUGAGCGAGGCUGUUUGCAUGACCUAUUCGCUGCAUUAUUUCAAUAUAUUUACCAAGGCGGCACCUCUGUCAUCUCAAGUUGUUCUGUCUCUCACCGAGAACGUACCUGCUGUUGUCGAAUUCAAUAUCGAGGACUUGGGUUACAUUCGCUACUACCUGGCCCCAAAGAUUGAAGAUGAUGCAGAUUAA
Messenger RNA from Echinostoma caproni, 786 nucleotides. The record is from the annotation of a GenBank genome assembly. NCBI's taxonomy places the organism in Eukaryota, Metazoa, Platyhelminthes, Trematoda, Plagiorchiida, Echinostomatidae.